GUUGACAGUUCUGUUGAAACUACUUUAAUUUGUUAAUUUCUUCAAUGUACAAAAAGUAACAGAGCAAAUAGUACAUUUCAGCAAAAUGUUGAGGUCGAUUCUAAUAGGUUUGGCAUGUUUUUCAAUUGCCACGGCGCUUUACCUGCCUGGUUUGGCACCUGAAACGUAUUGCGACAUUACUCUUCUCGAUUCGGCAUCGCACUGGGAAAACUGCAAGUCCAAUAUAUCCAUCUUUGUGAAUCGUUUGAAUUCAAUGGAAACAGUUGUUCCUUAUGAAUAUAACAAGUUUGACUUCUGUCAAGUUGAUGCUGAUAAUUCACCAGUAGAAAAUCUAGGUCAAGUUGUAUUUGGUGAACGUAUUAGACCAUCACCAUACAGAGCUACAUUUAAGAAAGAUGAAGAAUGUGUUAAUGCCUGUCAGAAAGUUUAUAAAAAGGGAGAUAAUAUGGAUAAGUUGAAAUUUUUACGUCGUGGAAUUAAACUGAAUUAUCAACAUCAUUGGAUAAUUGACAACAUGCCUAUUACAUGGUGUUAUGAUAUAGAAAAUGGAGGACAAUUCUGUUCAACAGGUUUCCCUAUUGGUUGUUAUGUCAAUCCAAAAGGCUUGAGGAAGGAAGUCUGCCAAAUUGACGGAAGAAUGAAGACGUUUAAUACUCACUAUGUGUUUAAUCAUGUUGAUAUUGUCUUAGAAUAUCAUAGUUCUGACGGUACCGAGUGGGGAGAAAAACAUCAAAAUGGUGGACGAAUUAUUGGUGCCAAGAUUAAACCCAGAAGUAUCCAACACACUAAAACUGGUCCUGGAGCAUGUAGUAAAGACAGUGGACCAGUAGGUAUACCUGAUGGUAAACUAUCUAUGGAUGUUGCAAUCAACUAUACCUAUUCUAUUACAUGGAAGGAGAACAACAAAGUAAGCUGGUCUUCAAGAUGGGAUUAUAUUCUACAAUCCAUGCCAAAUACCAACAUUCAAUGGUUCAGUAUCAUGAAUUCUCUGGUUAUCGUAUUGUUUUUGUCCGGAAUGGUUGCCAUGAUUUUGUUAAGAACUCUCCACAAAGAUAUUGCAAGAUAUAACCAAAUGGACAGUGCUGAAGAUGCCCAAGAAGAAUUUGGAUGGAAGUUGGUCCAUGGUGAUGUAUUUCGAGCUCCUAGAAAAGGAAUGUUGUUGUCUAUUAUGGUUGGAUCUGGUGUUCAAAUCUUCUUCAUGGUCAUGAUCACACUAGUAUUUGCCUGUCUUGGUUUCUUAUCGCCAGCCAACAGAGGAGCUCUCAUGACAUGUGCCUUGGUAUUAUAUGUUUGUCUAGGAACACCAGCUGGUUUUGUUUCUGCUAGAAUUUAUAAAAUGUUUGGUGGAGAGAAAUGGAAAUCCAAUGUUUUACUUACAGCCUUCUUGUGUCCAGGAGUGAUAUUUGGAAUAUUUUUUGUGUUAAAUUUAUUAUUAUGGAUUAAAGGGAGUAGUGCUGCUAUUCCAUUCUCUACACUAGUAGCUCUGUUAGCCUUGUGGAUGUGUAUCUCAGUUCCUUUAACCUUUGUUGGUGCCUACUUUGGAUUCAAGAAACGGCCAAUUGAACAUCCAGUUAGAACAAACCAAAUUCCAAGACAGAUUCCUGACCAAUCAUUUUACACGAAACCUAUACCAGGAAUUGUCAUGGGAGGAGUUUUACCAUUUGGUUGUAUUUUCAUUCAACUUUUCUUCAUCUUGAACAGUAUUUGGUCUCAUCAGACGUACUAUAUGUUUGGUUUCUUAUUACUGGUAUUCCUGAUCUUAGUGUUAACUUGUUCUGAAGCUACUGUCCUUCUCUGUUACUUUCAUCUUUGUGCUGAGGAUUAUCAUUGGUGGUGGAGAUCGUUUCUAACUUCAGGAUUUACAGCUGUAUAUUUCUUCAUCUACUGUGUCCAUUUCUUUGUGUCCAAACUGGAGAUGACUGGAGCUGCUAGCAUCUUCUUGUAUUUUGGUUAUACUACCAUUAUAGUUAUCUUAUUCUUCUUGCUAACUGGUUCAAUUGGUUUCUUUGCCUGUUUCUGGUUUGUGAGUAAAAUCUAUAGCGUAGUUAAAGUCGAUUAAUACCAGAGGAGAUUUUUUUGAGGAUUUUGAAGGAUUGACUUUAACAGUGGGACAUAAUUUUAGUGUGAUGAAACUUAUGCAAGCCAUAUAUGGAGACUUUUGGAUACCAUGAAAUUAAAUGUGAUAGAAAAAAUGUCCUGAAAUGCUGCUGAGAUUUAUUUAUCAUGAUCAUGUUGGAAAUUUAUUUGGAUGAGAAACCAAUUCUGGAGUGACCAGCUUGAUUAAAUUUAGGCCAUCUUGAUUAAAUUUGUGACCAUCUUGAUUGAAUUUGUGACCAUCAUACAUUCAUGCUAGAUUGAAUAUAUUUGACCAGCACCCCUUAACCUUUUAAUGAACUCUUCCAUACAUGCAUAAUGUCAAUCAAUUUGUAAUAGUUUUUAUGUAUGUUUGGAAUGGUCCAUUUUCAAAAUUUGACAAUCAUCUAUUUGACCCCCCCUUAACCUCUGAAUGAGCUCUUCCACACAUGCGUAAUAUCAAUCUGUUAUGGUGUUAUGUAUGUUUGGAAUGGUUCCUUUUCAAAAUUGACCAUCAUCUAUUUGACACCCCUUAACCUUAUAAUGAACUCUUCUACUCAUGCAUUAUUUCAAUGAAUGUUAUGGUGUUGUGCUUGUUGGAUUGGUUCCUUUUCAAAUCAGACUGCUUUUUGGCACCCCUAAAGCAUUUAAUGGACUCUUCCUCACAUGCAUUAUGUCAAGGUAACAGUAGGCCUAUAACGUAUGGUAACCAAGAGUUCAUGAUGUGUUCAUUUGAGGAAAUAGGGGGGUUUUUUAGUUGUCUUGUCCAGGCAUAAUGGUCGCAUGUAGAACAGAAAAGAUUAUUAUGCUUUUAAACCGCAGUAUGGAAUUAAUAAAGAGAUUGUAAAGAGGUUUUCAAAAGUUUUUAAUUGAAUUGCAAGAACCAGACGUCGGAAUGAAAAUUGGAAUGGUGCAAAUUGAUGCUAUCUGACCUGGAUAUACACAUACAGUUUAGAAAACCUCUUUACAGUCCCUUUUACCUCCCCUUGCUCUUAUUUAAAAGCCUGAUAAAUGCAUCCUUCAACAGUUAUAUGGCACCUCCAUAUAUGGUAACGAGGGACUAGAAAAGAGUUUGUAUUUAUAUAUUUUUGUUAAUUAAUUAAUUUGCAUAUAGUUUUAAUUGUUAUGUAUAGAAAUUAAUAUUGUAUAGAGAUUCCUGGAACCUUCUUAGACUUGUAGACAUAGGUGCCAGUUCUUAGGGACUUGAGUUACAUUUAUGACAAAAAUUGUCUGAUUUUUAUGGAAUCAUUUUUAGAGGACUAUGACAUACAUUUAAUACCCAAAUAACUCCCCCCCACCCCCCAAAAUGUCACAUCUGACCCUUUGAAACACAUACUAAAUCUUUGACAAAAAUAAACUCAAUUGAAAAGAUGUUUAGCCCUAAAAGAACCCAUAUAUUUAAAAUGCAAGAUACAUAGCGAGUUGGCAUUCACACCAAGAAAUUUGGUCUAUGUUGUUGUAUAUUUUGAUGUAGAUUCUGCUUGAUGAACAAAUGUAAUGUAAAAAUCUGAUAUUUGUGUGAUUAUUUGUAAACAAUAUUAAAGAUGACCUACCACAGCGAUCACCAGAUGCAUUUGGUUGUGUAUAAGCAAAGUGGCAAAUCACAGAACUGGUGAGUUUAUUGAAACUCAUAGCUACUUCCAUAAUUCGCAACCUUACCAACUGGUACUUCCUAUGGUGUGAGGGCAUCUUUAAGUAAAUCCAAACAGCGAAGAUAUUCAUGCACAAGAGGAGAUAUCUCAAUACAUAAAUUAGACCAGUCCACUUUCUGUUUAGGUAGAAUAAUUAGUAAUUGAAUCUAAAUAAGUCAGUCUUAUAUUGUAUUCAUUAUUACUUGAACUACCUUAAAAAUGCAGUGGACUGUUCUUGUUUAUAUUUUGAAUUCAUCCAGGAUAUGCACAUAGACAGUUGUCUGUUACUGAACACCCCUCAAAUUAAUAAUGAACUUUUCCAUUUGCUUAUAAUGCAUGAGCAUGAAGAGGAAAAAAGUGUAUGUGGAAUAGUUCAUAUAAUUUUGAGGGGUGUCAUUGUUUCUUACCUUUAUGAAAGGGAUUCACCAGAACUUUCCAUUUGCAUCUGUAGUUCCUGUAAUUCUAAAAAUAAAUCUGAAUAAGCUUAUUAGCUAAUUCCAUCAAAGCUGGUCAAGGUAUUGCAGCUACUGCAGACUAUAUGUAGAAUUUUGUGCAAAUAAAAGCUGUAAGUGUCAUAGAUAAGUGCGCUAAGGCAAGAAAAAAUAUAUGAUAUAUAACUAUGAUAUUUGAUUCCAUUCUGUGCCUUAAGGCAGAUGCAUGUAGGAAUGCCUUGGCUUUGUGGAAGAAUUAAACGCCUAUAUUUUUGUUUUGUUGGAAAUAUGACGUAUGAAAAUGGGUAUACUUAUUUGAUUAGAUUUGUGGAUUUGACUGGUUGGAUGCGUAGUUUAUAGGCUAUAUUUGUGGUAUUCCACACUUUUCUUGUUAAGGUAACUCGUUAAAUUUUGAGCUAAGCUUUCCGAAAAAUAUUUGUAGCAAAACCGACUUAAAAAUUUGAAUUCCAAUGCAGAGAAAAAAA
Molecule: messenger RNA, 4620 nt
Organism: Lottia gigantea (owl limpet)
Lineage: Eukaryota; Metazoa; Mollusca; Gastropoda; Lottiidae
Exons: 18
Coding region: 86-2059 (657 amino acids)
Biological process (GO): protein localization to membrane
Cellular component (GO): membrane
Source: RefSeq, a predicted model, not a curated record